This is a messenger RNA of Manihot esculenta (cassava), 1885 nucleotides long. RefSeq names its product UDP-glucose 6-dehydrogenase 1. The record is from RefSeq and is a predicted model, not a curated record. Bases 297 to 1739 code for a protein of 480 amino acids. Lineage: Eukaryota; Viridiplantae; Streptophyta; Magnoliopsida; Malpighiales; Euphorbiaceae. Gene Ontology annotation, biological process: glycosaminoglycan biosynthetic process. Gene Ontology annotation, molecular function: UDP-glucose 6-dehydrogenase activity; NAD binding. The transcript is spliced from 2 exons. Gene Ontology annotation, cellular component: cytosol; nucleus.
CAUCACUAUAGACCCCUCCUAUGCUUUUCAAUAUACGUGUGUAUAAUCUCUUGUUUGCUGAUUAUGGGAAAUGGGUUUUGUCCAAAACUCAUUUCUAUGGGCUAUUAUAUUCUGAAACUCAAUUAUAAAAGAAACUAAAAUAUGGAAUGUUAUUUAUCAUUAUUAUUAUUUUAAAAAGGUUCAUUUUUUAGGGGAAAAAGUUUUGAAUAAAAAAGUUGGCAUCCCUGGUUUGUUACUGAAAGGUGCAUUCUUCUGGAAACGCGUUGAACGUCCAGGUUUUAGAUAGCCAGAAAAAAAUGGUGAAGAUCUGUUGCAUUGGUGCUGGCUAUGUUGGGGGUCCUACCAUGGCUGUUAUUGCAUUGAAGUGCCCCUCAAUUGAAGUAGCUGUUGUUGACAUCUCAGUUUCUAGGAUUGCUGCAUGGAAUAGUGAUCAGCUUCCCAUUUACGAGCCGGGCCUUGAUGAGGUGGUGAAGCAGUGCAGAGGAAAGAACCUCUUCUUCAGCACAGACGUUGAGAAACAUGUCUCAGAAGCAGACAUAAUCUUUGUUUCUGUUAAUACCCCAACAAAAACUCGGGGCCUUGGAGCAGGCAAAGCUGCAGACUUGACUUAUUGGGAGAGUGCUGCCCGAAUGAUUGCUGAUGUAUCUAAAUCCAAUAAAAUUGUUGUUGAGAAAUCUACUGUUCCCGUGAAAACUGCUGAGGCAAUUGAAAAAAUUCUGACCCAUAAUAGUAGAGGCAUCAAAUAUCAGAUUCUGUCCAACCCAGAAUUUCUUGCAGAGGGGACGGCUAUUCAGGAUCUUUUUAACCCUGACAGGGUUCUCAUUGGAGGGAGGGAAACCCCAGAUGGCCAAAAGGCCAUUCAGGCUCUUAAAGAUGUAUAUGCACAUUGGGUUCCUGAAGAUAGAAUCAUUUCAACCAAUCUCUGGUCAGCAGAGCUCUCAAAGCUAGCUGCAAAUGCCUUUCUGGCACAGAGAAUUUCUUCUGUGAAUGCAAUGUCAGCUCUCUGUGAAGCAACUGGCGCAGAUGUUUCACAAGUUUCCUACGCUGUUGGCAAGGACACCAGAAUUGGUCCUAAGUUCUUAAAUGCAAGUGUUGGUUUUGGAGGAUCUUGCUUUCAGAAGGAUAUCCUCAACUUGGUCUACAUCUGUGAGUGCAAUGGCCUACCUGAAGUAGCUAACUACUGGAAACAAGUUAUUAAGAUCAAUGACUAUCAGAAGAACCGAUUCGUAAAUAGAUUAGUCUCUUCAAUGUUCAAUACAGUUUCAGGCAAAAAGAUUGCCAUCCUUGGUUUUGCAUUCAAGAAGGACACUGGUGACACAAGGGAAACACCAGCCAUUGAUGUAUGCAAAGGCUUGCUAGGUGACAAGGCACACUUGAAAAUAUAUGACCCACAGGUGACUGAGGAUCAGAUCCAGAGAGAUCUGUCUAUGAAUAAAUUUGAUUGGGAUCAUCCAGUUCAUCUUCAGCCAAUGAGCCCUGGUGCUGUGAAGCAAGUGAGUGUGGCAUGGGAUGCUUAUGAGGCCACGAAGGAUGCUCAUGGGAUCUGCAUUCUUACUGAGUGGGACGAAUUCAAGACCCUUGAUUAUCAGAGGAUUUAUGACAAUAUGCAGAAGCCUGCAUUUGUGUUUGAUGGACGAAACAUUGUGAAUGUUGACAAGUUGAGGGAGAUUGGUUUCAUUGUUUACUCCAUAGGGAAACCAUUGGAUCCAUGGCUAAAAGACAUGCCUGCUGUGGCUUGAGUUUCUUCUCCUGGAAUCUGAAGCCAGAACUGAGCAAUCUGGAAGCUGCAUUUUGAUUCUUUUAUUCUGUGCUUGUUUCUUUUAUUUUCCUUGAAUUAGUUGAAAAUAAUAUUUAAUCGAAUAAUAAGAUCUGCUCUUUUUGUUUC